Rotaria sordida is the source of this 996-nucleotide messenger RNA. NCBI's taxonomy places the organism in Eukaryota, Metazoa, Rotifera, Eurotatoria, Philodinida, Philodinidae. The record is from the annotation of a GenBank genome assembly.
AUGUAUCCACAACAAUUUCCUUCAAAUGAAUCUUCAUCACCGCCACCAUAUUCAAGUAUAUCUGGUCAUAAUUCAUUACAACAAAAUGCUCCUGUUGAUAGUGAAGAACGUUUAAGAAAAUUUCAAUAUUUAGUCAAUCGAUAUGAAAUUAAUCGAAAUUUUGCAACAAGAUUAAGAGCAUUGGAAGGAUAUGAAAUAGUAUUUAUUGUUGAUGAUUCCGGAUCGAUGAAUACACCGUUAGGUGAUAUCACUGGUCCAUAUGAUCGUAAUCCAACACGAUGGGAUGAACUUCGACAAACAGUUUCAAUUGUAGUUGAUAUUGCUUCUGUUUUUGAUCCAGAUGGAAUUGAUAUUUUCUUUCUAAAUCGUGAACCAAUGCGUCAUGUGAAAAGUUCUGAAGAAUUAGUUCAUAUAUUUGCUGUCCAACCAGAAGGUCCAACACCAAUUCUUCGUGUACUUCGACAUAUUCUACAAGAAAAACAACUUGAAAUACAAGAACGUAAAUUAUUAAUUUUAAUUGCUACUGAUGGUGUACCAACAAAUGAAAAUGGACAACAAGAUAUAAAAUCCUUAGAACAUGCACUUCGUCAUGAACGAAAUCCCAUUAAUCGUAUUCCAGUAACAAUUAUUGCCUGUACAGAUGAUAAUGAAUGUAUUGGAUAUCUAAAUAAUUGGGAUAAAAAAAUACCAAAUCUUGAUGUUGCCGAUGAUUAUAAAUCUGAAAGACAAGAAAUUCAAAAAGUUCAAGGAAAAAAUUUUCCAUUUAGUUUUGGUGAUUAUGUUGUUAAAGUACUAAUGGGUGCUGUUGAUGAUUGGUUCGAUACACUUGAUGAACGUCGUGUAACCGGAAAUGCUCCUUCAAGUCGACGAACGAAUCGUUGUGUGGGUGGUACAUGUGCAGAUGUAACAUGCAAAUUUGAUGAUACUCGUAGUGAUCAACGUGAUAAGUAUGAAAAAUUAAUUAAUGGUGGUGAAUGUAUUGAUCCAAAAUGUUAG